AUGUCCUCACUGCCGAAGUGGUGGCCAUAUAAGAGUUCACUUCAAGAAGCUGGUCGACGGCUUGUUGCCCUAUUGGGAGGGAUUAUUGUAGGAGCGAAUGCUGUUACGCAUUACUACAAACCUCUGGCGGAAUUUGAAAGUGAGUUGGCAAAAGGAAAGUCUGAACUUCUGCUCAAGACAGCCGAAUGUGCCGGUGGUCACUGUUAUCAUAGUGGUGACAACGGAAGUGAACGUGUUCAUGAAAAAAACAUCGAUAGUGAUAACAACGAUUACCACAUUUCGAAUUCCACCUCAAGAAGUGCGUCACCUGCUGAUAGCGUCUUCAAAAGAGCAUUCAAAUAUUACAAGAAACGUUCACCAGCACCUGAUCUCAGCAAUGUUAUCGACUUUCGUGCAGUAUCCGACCCGCGAUCGCCAGCAGCAGCAUUAUUAUCUCAUGGACAAAUUGAACGCUUAUCUGUGAAACUAGCAAAUGAGCACGUCCCAUGUGAACCUUUCAAGCGGCUCGGUCUAAAGUUACCAUCCGAAUGGAAUGUGUUCGCUAUAGCGAAUCGUCAAGGACUGUACAUUUUAAGUGAUGUUGUCGAACGCUCAAAACAACUCGAAUGGAUUUCAAAAUGUCUCCAUAUAUAUCCAGAAGCGCCGAACAAAACCAAUGUGCAUCUACAUAAUCCGAAUGCUAGUGAAAUAUUCAAAAAUCAUGGAAAGAAUCUACGUUGGACUACAAUGGGAUAUCACUAUGAUUGGACAACGAAAAAGUAUCCGGAAACAGGUGUUGUGCCAUUUUAUUACCGUGUACUUGAAAUUGGAAUCACAGGUGAUCAACUACCGUCAGAAAUCAAAUUAUUGGCUGAAAUAAUAUCGAAUAUUCUCGGACUCGGUGAAAUGGAAGCGGAUGCAGUUAUCAUCAACUACUUUCCGCCAAAAUCAACUCUUUCAGCUCACGUUGAUCGUUCCGAGCACGAUCUUUCCAAACCACUCAUAUCGUUGAGUCUUGGACAAUCAGCAGUCUAUCUAAGCGGUGGUAGAAGUGUUGACGAUUCACUCGAUGCGAUACUACUACAUUCGGGUGAUGUGCUAGUGAUGCAUGCUCAACAACGUCUUGUUUAUCACGCCGUGCCGCGUAUUAUCAAAACCACUGAUUAUCGUCUCGAAUUAUCGAAUAUCAAUACAGAUCAGCCGAAAGAGUUAAUCGAUUACGUGAACACAAAUCGUAUCAGCAUAACAAUUCGACAGGUUGACAGGCAUUAA
This is a messenger RNA of Anisakis simplex (herring worm), 1251 nucleotides long. NCBI's taxonomy places the organism in Eukaryota, Metazoa, Nematoda, Chromadorea, Rhabditida, Anisakidae. The record is from the annotation of a GenBank genome assembly.